AGCACCAGCCUAGUGAGGUGUACGUUUUAGGGCUAAAUGUUAAAGCAGUUUGCCAUACUAGCUCGCGCAGCGGCAGUCAAUUAUGCGGCGUCUGUCUGGUGCUCUAAGUUUUUUAAAAACCUCUAGCGGAUAUUAUCGUCGACGUUCAUAUGGAGUACUCACCGGACAGCAGAACACAAGCUCAGACUCAAAGCAGUACGAUGGAAGGCUGUAUCCAAGUCAUAUCCCGACAAGUUCUGCACAGAAGGCCGUUUUGGCUUUGGGUUCUGGUGUGGCUGCUCUGAAGAACCCCUACAGACACGAUAUGGUUGCAGUGCUUGGGGAAACCACCGGGCACCAGGCCCUGAUCAAGUUAAGGAACCGGAUGAGAAAUGACCCUGAAGGUUACAGUAUUCUCAAAGAGCGUCCAAGGAUCCGUCUGUCUACGUUAGACCUCACGCGAAUGUCUGCUUUGCCAGAUGGGACUUUAGGAAGAGAAUAUCUCAAUUUUCUAGAAGAAAAUACAGUCACCCCUGACUCAAGAGCUGAUGUGAAGUUUGUGGACGAUGAGGAGCUAGCAUAUGUCAUGCAACGGUAUCGUGAGGUCCAUGACCUGUUGCAUACCUUGCUUAGCAUGCCCACCAAUAUGCUAGGUGAGGUUGUGGUAAAGCUGUUUGAAGCUGCACAGACUGGUCUGCCCAUGUGUGUUCUGGGUGCAGCGCUUGGACCCCUUCGCCUGUCUGCCAGUCGUCUACAGUUGCUGGUUCAGUCUCUGGGACCAUGGGCUUUGAGCAAUGGCAGUCGCGCCCGAUGUGUUCUAAGCAUCUUCUAUGAACGACGCUGGGACCAGAACCUCGAUGAACUGAGACACGAGUUGAACAUCGAGCCUCCACCAGUCGAUCUGAUCCUGACCAAAAAGAAUACGUCCUCAAACUCGUAGUUCCCGUCUAACUGAUGGGAAGCCCCACAAGGAAACGCAUGCAGUCUGUUGCCGAGCAAGAUCACUUGUUUUCUUCUUACUCCUGUGAUGGGAAAUGAGGCUUAAGAAAAAAAACCUUAAUGUAACAAUGUAAAUAUACUGUGGCAUGAGUAGUGAAGUAAACAUCACUGUUGAUUUGUAGGAACACACUUGAUAUUCCUUGUCAACCAGCACGUGAGCAAAACUGUGAUUGUAAUGAAGUUUUAAUAAUAAUCAAACAUUUUAUAGUCUAUUUAAUGAGAUAUGUGGAAGUCAUGACAAUAGUACCUCCAGAAAUAUUUUUUAUCAGUUAUAUUUUGUCAUUUUUUUGUUUGCUAAACAUAAAGAUGCGUAAUAUAUAUCAAUAAAUAAUCAUUGUGAA
Puntigrus tetrazona (Sumatra barb) is the source of this 1319-nucleotide messenger RNA. It is a transcript of the gene coq4, whose product is annotated as coenzyme Q4 homolog (S. cerevisiae). The record is from RefSeq and is a predicted model, not a curated record. The coding region runs from base 83 to 919 and encodes 278 amino acids. NCBI's taxonomy places the organism in Eukaryota, Metazoa, Chordata, Actinopteri, Cypriniformes, Cyprinidae. The transcript is spliced from 7 exons. Gene Ontology annotation, cellular component: mitochondrial inner membrane; mitochondrion. Gene Ontology annotation, biological process: ubiquinone biosynthetic process.